Opisthorchis viverrini is the source of this 5838-nucleotide messenger RNA. RefSeq lists its product as hypothetical. Gene Ontology annotation, cellular component: axoneme. The transcript has 29 exons. The record is from RefSeq and is a predicted model, not a curated record. Gene Ontology annotation, molecular function: protein binding. Bases 15 to 5705 code for a protein of 1896 amino acids. NCBI's taxonomy places the organism in Eukaryota, Metazoa, Platyhelminthes, Trematoda, Opisthorchiida, Opisthorchiidae. Gene Ontology annotation, biological process: cilium assembly.
GCAACAUUUCGAAAAUGACUUACAGAUGGGCGCAGGGAGCUAAGGGCUUUGAGCUUGGUUUUGUGGAUAAUAAUGUACUGUGUGUCCGAAGUGGACCAACCGUGCGUUUCCAGGACGUCGAAACAAAGAAGUCUACAUUAUUUCGCUUGUGUUCCAAUGCACCAUCGUCACUUGUGGUCCAUCCAUCGGAACCUUACCUUGCCGUAUCCGAAUUAUACAAAACAAACCCGAGGGUAUUCGUGUAUCACUAUCCAGAUAUGCAAGAGACCAUUCUGCGGGGAGGUGGCAAACUCGAACUCAAACAGACCGCCUUCUCACACUCUUUUUAUUUGGUGACCGUUUCUGGAAUACCCGAUUUUUUGCUGUCUCUGUGGGAUUUUGAACAAGGCCUUCUGUUGUGUCAAGUUCCUCUUAAUGGUAUCUAUUUGACCACAAUAAGCUUUUGUCCACUGAAUUGGCGAUGGAUUGUGGCAACCGAUGCUCGUUGUUUCUACUUUUGGCAAGUCGAGUCAUGUAAUCAGAUCACACUUCUGCGGUGCAAAUAUAUGAGACUACCCGAGCAGUCAGCACCACUGGGCGUGUAUGAGGACUCAGUUCAGAAGGGAAUCACUUGUCCCAGUCAAGUGCCUGACCACACUAGAUUUGACCCAAAUUUGCCAACAAGUGCUAUCUCUGGUAUGCUGUGCUCUUUACGUCAUGUAACUUGUUCAGGUGUUGGUGAGGCUAAACAAAUGGAAUUCGAGGAUUACUUGGACGAUGCUGAUCACGUUUUCUGUGUUUCUCAGACAUGGUCUAAUACGGACCUCGUUUUCAUCGGAUGCAAAAAUGGUGAACUAUUAUUGGUUGACCCAAACUCAAUGACUAUGAAAGUACUCCUGAACCCAUUGACAAACAAAUCCCUCAAGAAAAAUCAUACUGAUAGCCCACCAGAAACUCGGAUUAUUCCCGUUACUGCUGAAGCUACUCAAUCCUCUGAAGUCACAGAACAUUCCGAAAACGAAAUCGAUUCUUUGGCGAUUCCUUCUGGUGCUUUUCAUUUUCUAUUAUAUACCAAAUUCGGACUGCUAUGUGCCGGGCGUGACGGACUCCUGAGAAUUUUGAGAGUGAAUUCUAGGAUGAUCGAAAUGCCAAUACACACGAAGAGAACAGACAGUGCACCCGUCUCAAACAACUGUUCACAACUACUUCGGACAGGAAUCACGUCAUGUAAAAUUUUGUACAAAUUUCCCAAUCCAUUUCACGAAAACCGAGGACAAUCUACACCGAGUAUCACAAGAUUAUGUGUGUCACCAUCUUUCGGACGUUUGUUACUUGGUUCUCGAUCCGGACAGAUAGUCCUUCUAAACAUUUCCUGUGAUCUGUUGGCAAUUGAAGGCUCCAUAAACCCUGAAUGUGAGCUUCUUACAAGCAAUGAUUCAUUCGUUGGUCUUGGGAUCCUUGGACCGGAGAAGACUAAGACUGCAAGGCGCAGUGGAGUGAUUAACACAUGGGACUGCGAAUCGGGAAGAUUAUUGGGUUCUCUGGCUGUUGGAGAGCAGUGUUUCAGUGUGACCGUUUCCUCAGUCAUUCCUGUUGCGGCCGUCGGGACGCGGUCUGGUGUUCUGUUGAUGCUCGACUGUUCGGAACCUACCACACUUCGGGUGGUCGAGAGUAUCAAACUCUUUCACAAUCCACUAAGUCACCUGGAGUUUGACGCCAGGGGUGAUCUCCUCAUUGCUGCAGCGGAUGAUGAAUACAGUGUUGUACUCGCUGGACGACCCAAAAAUAAGUUUGAGCCUCUUGGAUUUGUGCCAAUCACUGGGAAAGUCAACGAUCUGACAAUAAUGCGGCAUGGUCCCAAAAAAAUUUUCGUGUUGGUGACAAUGGGGCUGAGCACGUCUUCAGCUGCCACAGAGCUUUAUUUCUACGAGCUUACACUGGCUAUGUUAUUCAAUUCGCCGCAUUCUGUGGUAGACAGCUGUCUGGGACUGCGCGCAGAUACCAUUCGUCUUAUGCAGCUCCAUUUUAAUAUCCCAACAAUUAGCGUCUGCUUAUGGCCUCCACGAGACGACAGUGUGUCGGCUCCUCCAACUCUGUUUGCCGUAGAUAGUCGCGGAAAGCAACUACUAACCUAUGUUUUACCGGAAGAGCCCAGUGCCAGACCAGCACAAACUCUCAGUAUUCACUCGCGAGCUGUAAGUUCCAGUCGUCCAGUUGGUAGUAGUAAUGCGCAUCUUGGGCACAGCGGAUCGGGAACAUUUGCAAUCAGUGGCCGCCACGACCACAGCGGACACGUGGGUACAUCGUUACUUCGUUAUAACAGUCGAAAGACAAAACUUACGACCGGACUUACCUUACGUCUUACGCCUGCGCUAAUACAGACCAUCAGCACCGCGGAUGGACAGGAUAACACUGAACUUUCUCAAAAAGCCUCUGACCUUAAUCCGCUGACUGUUUCUGCCAUACUACGUGGAACUGGCCGUGUGAAACUCACUCGAGUUGGUGAAACUAACUGUCUACUGGCAUUGUAUGGCGAUGGAGUGGUCGAACUACUUGAAGUUUCGGCAAACGAAGUUGUUGUGAAACAGACGAUCGGAAUUCACGAAAGUGAUCAUAUCGGUGUGUCAGGUGCGGAAUUUUGCGGAGAUUUCAGAAGCCUUAUCACAUGUGGAUGCGAUGGUUUGCUGGCUUGCACGGAAAUUACGCUAGAUUCAGACUCACAACCCGAGCCAGUUUACAAAGUGACAACAGAGAUGCUCGAAAGAGCGUCACAAGACAGCAAGUUGCUAACAGAACUGCCAACCCACGUACCGAAACAGAAAGUCCUUUCAGCUAACGAACUGGAUGGUCAGAACCAAGUUCCCGGACAGACUUCUGGACAUAAUGCUGACAGGCCUCUGUUUUAUCGUUCGAGCACCGUAAUGUCAAUGGCUGAACCUUCAAUGACAUUGAGCUCUUCUGCUCAGUCGAACAGCGAGCCUGUGGAAGUGUUCCCCGUUUUAAGUGAGCCCAACAGGUCGACAUGGCUUGAAACGUGCGAGAAGGAAACACAUGCUCUUGAAGAUCAAAUUUAUGACGAAGCACGACAACAGGUUCGUUCGGAAUUGGCCGAGAUAAAGCAGCUGAUUAAUGCCAUGGCAGAAGAAAAUGAAGAAUUGCCUGAAAUUCAGCGUAUUGGCCGACAGGAAUUCGAGUUGGAUGUGGAUGAACAGGCAGCGAUUGUUGAAGAUACGGAGAAAGCAGUCAAGCAGACUCGCCAGGAAAUUCAACUUUCUGACUUAGCAAAUCAGUUCACAUGGCAUGUCUUGAAAAAUCGUUGCUGGGAUGAAAUGCGGGUGAAAGGACGCAUCCUACGUGCCUUCGGAUCCCAGCUAGAGGUAUGUAAUUUCCCCCUUCGGAGUAGAAGCCGUGAGGAUCUGGAUAGGCUAAAUGCGGUCCGGACAAGGCGCACAAUCCAAAUUCACCUGGCGGGGAUGUUUUCUCGAAUGAAUGAAAGUGCGUUUGGGGCAUCAGACACACCACUUAUGCUACCAGCGGGCCAAAAUGAAGAACCCGACGAAGAUGAUGAGCAAGAAGUCGUUGUCAAUCGCGUGUUGGCUGGUAGCAUUGCGAUGGAUUGGGGCGGUCCAGGUGAACUCUGCUACAGCCAAUUGGAUUUGUACACUCGCGAGCAGAAAAUCUACCAGAUUGUGCUUGUUGAGGAUAACAUUUUUCAAAUCAAAGAAACCUUUAAUAAGCGGUUCGAUGAAGUGUACCAAAAGAAAGAUAGUGGUCUUCAAAAAAUACGCACACGGCUUGAAAGGAUUAGGAAGAUCCUGGUGGAUAUUCAACAACCAAAUGCGGCUAAAUCGGUCAUCGAUCCUGCGUUCUCACCGGAAGAACAACCUGAGCUGCUUUUGACAGUGACUGAUUCAGAAAUCAAGGCAGAACGAUAUCUGUCUCCUGCCGAAAUUGCUGAGUUAGAAACACGUCGAUUGGCAGAAGAAGAAAGACGUCGUCGUGACAUGUUGGACAACUGGAGAGAAAGGGGCCUUGAAGAAAUGAUGGGAGGAGUACUGGAGGUGCGUAAAGAAGAUGAGCUCAAGAAAGAUGUACCGAAACCGGCCUUUUUGAUCACGCGUAAACCUUUGGUACACUGGACGGCAGAUGACAGACGCCUAUAUGCUGAGUAUGAACGCAAAGUACAGGAGCUUAACGAAGAGAGGGAGAAAUAUCGGAAAUUCCUCGAAGGUGAGAUGAAGACGCUGUAUGCCGCAAUAGACGAGGAGAAACUCAAAUUUGACGAACAAUUAGUUGCACUGUUUAACGAUUGGAUCCGGGUACAAAUAGCUGUGGUUCAUGAGGAACUAAAAAUUUGGCGCUUGAAAUGGAUGCUUCUGGUUGAAGAGGAGCUGUUUGUUCACGAAAACGAACUACGUCAGCAACUGGAAAAGAUUGAUCAGGAAGAGGCUGGGAUAAUACGGACAUUAGAAUCAGCUAAAGAAGUUUUGGAGCAAGAAAAAGAGGGAUAUGAUCUUUUGUGUGCUGAAGAUAAGUUGUUAGAGAAAAACUUCCGCAAAGAAUUCGCCGACGUACAUGGUCCAUUAUACGAUUACAUAUCAAGGGCUUUCCGCCGGCGCCCCAAACGAAUCGGACCGGUAAGCUCAACCCAUAUCGAAUCAGAUACAGGAGAGAAUUCGGACGCUAUUCUGUGCACCAAUGUCUACAAUCCUUACUCAGAAAAGGCUGCACAUAAGCGGAUUCUUGGCUACACCAAAAAAGAUUUGGAAGAAUGCUUUCGUGAACUCGAUAAUGACCCAGCUCGAGAAGGACAGCCACCAUUGGAUAACGCCGUUUGGGAGCGACUUUGCAAGUAUAGAAGGCGAAAGUUUGAAAAGGAAAUGCAGGUGAAGAAUAAUGCGCUAAAAUUGGCUGAUAUAAACGCUUUCGUGCAACGCCGCGAAGAAGAGCUGCGCGCAGUGCGAGCACGUCGAGAAACACUCAUCAACAACCUUAAUUCCUCGCUGAAAGACUACCAUCGAAAUCAAACCGACUUGGAGUUACAACUUUUGGUCAAACAAGGACAGGUUGAAGUGGAUUUGGUGGAGGGGAAUUUGGUGCGUGAUUACAGUGACGCACUACUGAUCAACCGUGACCAAGUGGAGGAGUUGAAUGCACACAUUAUUAAAUUUGGUGAAUAUAAGGUCGCACAUCUGAUCCGGAACAAGGAAUUCAAAAGACGUUUUUAUCAUUUGGAAUGGGAGCUUCGACGAAUGUUAAUGCAAUAUGAAGACGUUCAAACUAAGCUAAACGAUAUUCGCAAGUUUAAAAUCACGAGGGAAGUGCAGAAAUACUUGCAAACGAAUGAUUACGAUGGGAUGAUAAAUGCCCAGGUUGUUACUUUGGAGCAUACCAUGAACUUAAUGCGUCAGACACAUGCAAAAGCUAUGGAACAGAAAAGAAGACGUUUGAGACGUUAUCAGGAGGUCCAAGGAGAAAAACUGAAAGCAGAAAAUGAAAAUUUGAAAACCGAUCUGAAAGAACUCAAUGUGGAGCUUCACGAAACCAAAUUCAUCCAUGAUCAAAAUCGCUGCGUUGGUACAAAGCGACCCACAGGACCUCCAAGAUACAAAUUGCUGGUGCAACAACAGAGACUGAUGCAGUUGGCCAACGAGCAAGCCAAAGAAAUCAAAACCCUGCGCAAACAAUUAGCACAGCUGCAAGAGCAAAAGAAGCUUCUCCGAUGAAGCGGCUACUAGAGAUUCAACUGGCCCAUCAUCCCAAAGGCGAUAUGGCGGGGAAAGUCGCAUAUUCUUUAAUAUCCCGAAUGCACUGAAGAAACCUUCUCUCUCAAAUGUGAUAACUACGUAUACAAUAUAG